UCAUGAGCAGUUGCUACGAAAAGAUGGUGUGGCACCAUCAAAAAGAAAAAUGUUUGAAGAGACUCGACGGCGAAAGGAGGGAAGAACUUAUGAUCGACCAUAUGAUGAUACACAACAGAAGAUAGUAAAUAUUAUCUCAUUCCCAUUAAUUUAUUUAAUGAAUAAAUUUAUCGUAUACUUUGUCACCUAUUUUAAUAAUUGUUACAUCAAGCAAUGAGGGAAUUGGAAGCGAAUCAAGAUGAUCAAAGUGGUGAAUCUGUUAAGGACCCAUUUGAUGAAGUUAUGGGAAAUGCACGUCGAGGCACAAAAUUAUUACAAGGACUUGGUGCCACUCGUAAGAAGCGAAAAGAUAAAGGACCUGGUACCUCUUUGAUUCUACCAGAAGAGGUCAUGGAGUCUAUUAAAAGUGUUGUAACUGCUGAUGUUCAAAAGGAUAUAAAUGCUGAAAUUGAAGAAUUUGCCAAGGAAAAAGAAGUUCAUGCUGCACAAGAAGCUGAAAUAGAGAGGAAAACGAAGGAGCUUGAAUCUGAGACCUUAAAACUUCAAGAGAUACGCAUGGAUAUUGAAAAUCAGCAAGGAAAUAUAACUCUUGAUGUAGUAAUAUCAGCACUUGCACAACUACGCCAAAAAGAUCCUAGCUUAACUCCAGAAAUUAUUGCAAAAGUUAUCGUUUCAACGACUACAAAUGAUCCAUAAACUAUAUUAUUUAAGAUA
Chenopodium quinoa (quinoa) is the source of this 714-nucleotide messenger RNA. RefSeq lists its product as uncharacterized. The record is from RefSeq and is a predicted model, not a curated record. The transcript is spliced from 2 exons. Lineage: Eukaryota; Viridiplantae; Streptophyta; Magnoliopsida; Caryophyllales; Amaranthaceae. Bases 214 to 696 code for a protein of 160 amino acids.